ACAUUGAUUCUGUAUAUUUUUGCCAAAAUAGGGUUAUUUGAGUUUUGUGUGUCUCUGAGAUUAUUGUUUUACAAGAAAAGAAAAGAAAAAAGAGAUGGAAACAAGAAACGAGACAAAAGCUUCACCGGAAAACAACCUCAGAAACAGAGGAGCUGUUGGAAACAACAGCAAGAAAGACAUGAUUUUUCGAGCUGAUAAGAUUGAUUUGAAGAAUUUGGACAUCCAGCUAGAGAAACAUCUGAGUAGGGUUUGGUCAAGAAGCAUUGAGAAGCACCCUAAGCCUAAGGAGGAAUGGGAAAUUGAAUUGGCUAAAUUGGAGAUGAGGAAUGUCAUUGCUCGUGGUGCUUAUGGUAUUGUCUACAAAGGCAUCUAUGAUGGUCAAGAUGUUGCAGUGAAAGUGCUUGAUUGGGGAGAAGAUGGUUACGCGACAACGGCUGAGACUUCUGCUUUACGUGCUUCAUUUCGUCAAGAAGUUGCGGUUUGGCACAAACUUGACCAUCCUAAUGUCACAAGGUUUGUGGGAGCAUCAAUGGGAACAACGAAUUUGAAAAUACCUUCAUCAGCUGAGACGGAGAACUCGUUACCUCAGCGAGCUUGUUGUGUUGUUGUGGAGUAUAUUCCUGGAGGAACUCUUAAGCAGUAUUUGUUCCGUAACAGGCGAAAGAAACUCGCUUUUAAAGUCGUGGUUCAACUCGCUCUCGAUCUUUCUAGAGGGCUAAGUUAUUUGCAUUCGGAGAGAAUUGUUCAUCGCGAUGUGAAAACAGAGAAUAUGCUUUUGGAUUAUCAGAGGAAUCUUAAGAUUGCUGAUUUUGGAGUAGCUAGAGUUGAAGCUCAGAAUCCAAAAGACAUGACUGGAGAAACUGGAACUCUUGGAUACAUGGCUCCAGAGGUUCUUGAUGGUAAGCCAUACAACAGAAGAUGUGACGUUUAUAGCUUUGGGAUAUGCUUGUGGGAGAUUUACUGUUGUGAUAUGCCUUAUCCUGAUCUCAGCUUUGCUGAUGUUUCUUCUGCUGUUGUUCGUCAGAAUUUGAGACCGGAUAUUCCAAGAUGUUGUCCAACAUCAUUGGCGACCAUAAUGAAGAGAUGUUGGGAAGCUAAUCCGGAGAAACGACCGGAGAUGGAGGAAGUGGUGAGGUUGCUUGAAGCUGUCGACACUUCCAAAGGCGGUGGAAUGAUCCCGGAAGAUCAGAGACCUGCCUGUUUCUGCUUUGUAUCUGGUCGUGGUCCCUAAAUUUACCCCCUCUCUCUCCUUUUACCUUUAUUUACUUACUUACAUUCACAUUGAAUUUUGGAGCAAUGCUCUGUUUUUUUUUCUUCUUCUUAAUCUGUCAAGAUAAAAAAAGUUUUUCAUU
Arabidopsis arenosa is the source of this 1352-nucleotide messenger RNA. The record is from the annotation of a GenBank genome assembly. Lineage: Eukaryota; Viridiplantae; Streptophyta; Magnoliopsida; Brassicales; Brassicaceae.